This is a messenger RNA of Necator americanus (New World hookworm), 855 nucleotides long. RefSeq lists its product as uncharacterized. NCBI's taxonomy places the organism in Eukaryota, Metazoa, Nematoda, Chromadorea, Rhabditida, Ancylostomatidae. The record is from RefSeq and is a predicted model, not a curated record. The coding region runs from base 1 to 855 and encodes 284 amino acids. The transcript has 3 exons.
AUGUCCUUCUACAAAUUCGUUGUCGGAGACUUCAAUGGAAAACUAGGGAAGGAUACACAAGAGGAGUACAGGAUCGGAAGAUUUGGACUAGGGGACCAGAAUGAGAACGGCAAUCGACUUGGAAAAGAACAGCUGCUAUCGGCAACGGAGGAGAAAAGAAGUCGUCUACGACGAUUGCGUACUCGAGGACUCCUUGUCCCAAGAAAAGCGUUGCAGGAGGAUCUUUCGAAAUACAGGCAGAAGAUUCUGGAAGCAGCACAAGCAAGAACGAGUCUAAAGAAGUGCCGAAGGGAUCUCUGCGAAUAUAACACUCCGCUAGUAGCUUUGCUGCGUGAAGACGGGACUCGCACGUCUUCUCGUCGUGAGAUGGAAAUUAUUACGGAGAGGUUCUACUCGAACCUUUUCCGUUCAUCAACUCCUGUGUCAAGCCCAACCAUCCCCACUGGCGAAGCUCCACCACGGAUUCUCCCUUCGGAAUUACGAGUCGCUAUCAAAAGCAUGAAACCUGGCACAGCCCCGGACCUGAUUUUAUUUCUUCGGGCUGGUGGCCAUCCACUUCAUGUAAUCUUAGCAGUGCAAAUGACAUUUUACCUUCAGAAAGAAAGAAUCCCAGACCAGUGGAAGACCUCGCGAACCGUAAUUAUCGUCCAAUGUGCUUGGUGCAGCAAACCAAGGAGACUUUGCAACUAUUGUCACUCUGACAACCAUCGCACGGCUUUGUGCAUAUUGCCGGAGCGUAUGAGAGACUACUAUCAGGAAUACGAUGAACUGUGCGAGGAACUCGAGACGUGCGAGGACUACUGUGAACCAUCAAUUUCUGGUGCAGCGGAGCAUCACGGAGGCGAUAGACAGUAA